CACGUUAUUACGAGAUGCACGAAAAGAGCGAUUAUUUAAUUUAUCCGAAUCAUUGCGUUGACGCAAUCGUCGUUACAUAAUUGCGGUAAAACAAAGAUGAAAAUUACGUGUCAACUGACGCGACAGACUAAAUUAUGUUGAUUGCCGAUACGAGCGUGUCAAGAAACGGAGGGAAAAGUGUCGGGUGUGUCGAUUACAUCAUCACAUUGCAACGCGUAACUGGAGGUGGACAAGAAGAUCGGUUGACUGCGCUUCGAGGCGCGAUUCCCAACGCAUUGUGAUAGAUUUUGAUAAGCAAUUAAUUAUAUAUUUAUAUAUGAGGAGGUAAGUUAAGGAGACAUGUAGGAUGAUCGUUCGUCGACAAUACGAAGGUUUUUGGGAUUUUUUAAGAGAAGAAACAUGUCGAACGAUAUAUGUAUAUUCGGAUAAACGUAGCUCUGAGACAAGCUCUGAUCAAGCAUGACUUACAAAUCGUAACACCGACAUUCCGAAUUAUACGAACAUAUUGAGACAUCGAGACGGUACUAUUGUGAUGUUUAAGAUAUUCGUAAAUACAAAGAUGGGUAUUGGAACAACCGGUAGUCAUCGGUCACUCGCGACGAGGUAUAUCUCAUUCUUGACGCCGGCUGCGGCCGUGCCGCUCGAGAGCCCCUCGCGAUCGUUAGUCCGCGAACGAGUGCUCGCGAGAUCACUAUAUCCUGAUCGUUUCUCCCCGGUUUAUGUGUUCGAAAAUCUCCUCAUCUCCAACAAAAGAUCCUCCCGUCGGAUCCACGUUACAUUAGUACUUGAACUUUGAAUAACUUCGUUGCCAACAGAACGGAGCUGCCAUCACAGCGAUUACUCCACAUGUGGACAUCGCCGUCGCGACUCAGGAUCGGCCGGGCACCUAGGAAAAAGACACAGCCUUAAGCCUGCAUCGUCAGCUGCCGCGGCCGGUGAAGGAUGGAGAACACCGAUGGAUCCAGAAGGAAGCUCUCCUUCCUCGGCUUCGGCAAGCGGGUAUCGAUCGACGGGCAUGCCGCGGAAACGGGACCGGAGCUCGACGAGGAGAUGGAGAAGGUCUUUGCGAUGGACGUCGCGGAGAAGUUCGACGUAGCUCGGCUUGGAUCGCCCUCGGAAUCGACUGGAUCUGAUCGAGAUCGCGACCGCGGGCCACCCCCGCGAUAUGGCGGCGAUCGCGAUUUCAAUCAAUACCGUAAAAGAAGCUACCCACAUCCGCACAUGCCCCUGAAGAGCCUGCAUUCCAGAUCUAUGCGACGGCAUCUUUCACCCGAAGGAUCAGCAACGGAAGUGUCCACCGAAGAGGAUCAUGGUAAUGUUCAAGCGAGGAGUAACGAGGUCCAGGAGGUCGACGGGAUGAACCGUAACGGGCUGCAAUCGACCGUCACAGCUGAGGCCGAGGCCGAAGUCGACGAAGAAACGGCGGAGGAAACCGAAAAUGUAGGCAGCAGCGAGAGCGAGGCGCCGAUCUCGGAGAGGGCGGCUUCCGGUUUCAACGACAGCCCGACCAUCGGCAGUCCGAGGGUGCAAUUUGAGAAGAUCAAGGAAGAAGAUGUAUUGAGCAUGCAGACACCAGAAGUGCCAACCGCUCCGAGUGGCCUGGAGGAAGAUCGGAAUCGCCGGCGGCAUCAAAAGCACGAACAUAAACGUCACCAUCACAAAUCUCGCAAAUACUCUCUGCAGGAGGAUCCGCAAUGGCGAAAGCGAUCGGGGGCCGGUCUUCCAGACAAUUCGAGCCUACUGACUCGACGUGUCAGCGUCCAGCCAGAAGAAGCGAGUACCUUGCAGGAACUCGACAUCGACGACCUGGAGUCGCAUCGUAGUGAUGAUCCGCGUGGCAUGCGGCGGCACAAAGCUGCUCACUUAACGGUGCAGAUUGGUCGACGGAAGGAAGGCGGUAUCCCUCAUGACACCUUCAAGAAAAUGUACGAUCACUCGCCGCACGAGGUGUUCGUCCAGCUGGACGAAUUACACGGCUUGGGCGAGGAACGCGAGUGGCGAGAAACCGCGAGGUGGAUUAAAUACGAGGAGGACGUUGAGGAGGGUGCUGACAGAUGGGGCAGGCCACACGUGGCCUCCCUUAGCUUCCAUUCGCUGCUGAAUCUUCGUCGUUGCCUGGAAACCGGCGUCGUCCUCCUCGAUCUGGAGGAAAAGGAUCUACCUGGGUUGGCUUACAGGGUAGUCGAGCAGAUGGUCAGAGAGGAGCUUAUUCUGGCCCAGGACAGACCGGUUGUGAUGAGAGCGUUACUGCUAAGGCAUAGGCAUGUGCACGAGCACGAACGUGGGUUCCGAUUUGGCGGCAAGAGGAGCUAUUCCAGUUACACCAGCCUUCAGUCCAUCUGGCUGGAGGAAGAAGAUGCUGCGCGGGAAGCCGCUGAGAACCAUGUAACCCAACAUAAUCUGCACGAUGCGAAACCGAAGAUCGUCUCGUCGAAUCUGGCGCUCGACAGUAAUCACACGGUGGUCGAUAUCAAGGAGGAACUAACGUACAUGAGCAGUAACGAGGACUUGAAGAAGAGUCACAACGACUACAUCCUCAAGAGGAUUCCAGCCGGUGCUGAGGCGACAGUUGUACUCGUCGGCGCCGUCGACUUUCUGGAUCAGCCGACGAUAGCUUUCGUACGAUUGGCCGAAGGUGUGUUUAUGCCGUCCAUCACGGAGGUGACGAUACCGGUCAGAUUCAUGUUUACCCUAUUGGGACCGAGAAACGGCGACCUGGAUUAUCACGAGAUUGGCCGGUCAAUCUCCACCUUGAUGGCGAACACGUCGUUCCACAAGGUCGCUUAUAAGGCCAACGAGAGGCGAGAGCUGCUCUCGGCUAUUAACGAGUUCCUAGACGAUUCGAUUGUACUGCCACCCGGCGACUGGGAGAGACAGGCCUUGUUACCGUUCAACGAACUUAAGGCGAAGAGCGAGGCUAUCAGGAAGCGAAAGGCAAAGGCGCUCGAGGAGAAGGACAAACCGGAACAAAGUGAGGCGGCCGUGAAAAAAGCUCUUCUAGCCGGCGAGGAGGAGAAGAAGCCACCAGAAGACGAUGAUCCAUUGCGACGUACCAAACGUCCAUUUGGCGGCCUCAUCAACGACAUUAAGCGUCGCUAUCCCUUCUAUUUAUCUGAUUUCACGGAUGGCUUGAGCUCGUCCUGUCUCGCGGCAGCUAUCUUCAUGUAUUUCGCCGCGCUAUGCGGCGCCAUCACCUUCGGUGGUCUGAUGAGCGACAAGACGCAAAACGUAAUAGGCAUCUCUGAAACUCUGGUCUCCGGUUCGUGGACGGGCGUGAUAAUGGCACUAUUUGCCACUCAACCGCUGGUGAUCAUCGGCACGACUGGUCCUUUAUUGCUCUUCGACGAAAGUCUAUACAACUUCUGCUUGGCUAACGAGCUCGAAUUUCUGACUGUACGGGUAUAUGUUGGCGCCUGGAUGGGUAUUAUCGCCCUGGCGAUUGCCUGUGUCGAAGGUUCGGUCCUCGUGCGACUCUUCACGCGCUUCACCGAGGAAAUCUUCACCGGAUUGAUUUCUAUCCUUUACAUCGUUGAAACGUUCAUCAAGCUUUACAACUACUUUGUGCGCAAUCCUCUUCUUCACGAGUACAGCUUUGGGCCGGACAUCAAUGACACAACCUAUCCGCUCUACGUUACCGAAAUGAAGGUCACGCCAUGGAACGGAACCGAAGAGAUCCUGCGCUUGGAAAAAGUUCUGGUACCGAGUCACGACAUAGCUGGGUUGCUGAUCAAUCAACCCAACACAGCUUUGAUGUGUACUAUCCUUUGUCUGGGCACCUUUCUGGGCGCCUAUUACUUAAGAAUCUUCCGCAACAGCCAUUACCUGGGUCGUAGUGCUCGAAGAGCCUUCGGAGACUUCGGCGUGCCUAUUAGCAUCGUCGUUUUCGUUCUAAUCGACUAUCUAUUUAUGGUAAAAACGGAGAAGUUACUGGUUCCUGAAGGACUCACCCCAACUAUACCCGAUAGAAAUUGGUUCGUGUCUCCCGCUGGAUACGAGAAACCCAUACCACUUUGGAUGGCUUUAGCUUGCGUGGUGCCAGCUUUGCUGGUUUACAUCCUGGUGUUUAUGGAGACUCAAAUAUCGGAACUGAUCAUCGAUAAAAAGGAGCGUAAGCUGCGAAAGGGUAAUGGCUAUCACAUGGACAUUGUGGUGGUCUGCCUGAUGAACGUGGGAUGUGGCCUGAUGGGUGCACCUUGGUGUUCCGCCGCGUCCGUGCGCUCUCUCACCCACGUAUCCGCUGUGACCGUGAUGUCACGCACCCACGCACCCGGCGACAAGCCGCACAUCGUUGAAGUGAAAGAGCAACGGGUGAGCGCCCUUCUGGUCGCGAUACUGAUAGGCGUGAGCAUGCUGAUGGCACCGUUGUUGCGGCGGGUACCGAUGUCCGUCCUUCUUGGUGUGUUCCUCUACAUGGGUAUCUCAUCGACGAACGGCGUGCAGUUGUUUGACCGCAUCAAGCUCUUUUUCAUGCCAGUCAAACACCACGGUACAGCAAACUACGUGCGCCGCGUACAAACCUCCAAGAUGCACAUCUUCACCUCCAUACAGAUCUUGUGCCUAGCCAUAUUGUGGAUUGUCAAGAGUACUAGAGCCGCUCUGGCCCUGCCCUUCUUCCUUAUCCUGAUGAUACCAUUGCGCGCUCAGAUGAGCCACUUCUUCACCACCGCGGAGCUACGCGCCCUCGACAGUAAGGGACCUGAGCACGAAGUCGAAGACGAGCUGGACUUCUACGAGGAGGCUCCUCUACCUGGUUAGACUGUGCCUUAAUCGACUAUGAUAUCAUGGCGUAUCUCUCUCCGCCUCUCUCUUUCUCUCUUUAAAUUCAUCCACUAUGUAUCUUUCGAAAUUAUCUACUCAUAUAUCUAUUUCAUAUCAGGGUCUCAAAGUCCUUAUCUAGCGCCAAUACAGAGGUCGCAAGUACAGAGUUCUAUUUUCACUAGAUUAUGUAUAUGCAUAUAUGUAUAUAACGUCCAUUAAUAGGGUCCAUUGAUAAGGAGCUGAUAAACGGUAGAAUUCAAAUAUAAAUGUACGACAUAUGUAAUGCAGAAAGGAUUAUCAACAGUCAUUAGACUGUCGGAUCUCGUUUUGCACAAAUUUUUUAUUCUUUUGUGUUUUGUAGAGUUUUCAUUCCACAAUUUUCCAUGAAUCUUGGAACGCGCACGAAUAUUUAUUUUCAUUGAUAAUUACUAAGAUUGCAUCUGCUUAUAUAUUUUGACCGUUUUUUGUCAUGAAAUUAUAUAAAUAGCCUGACCGUACAUUUUGAAAUGAUUGAGUUACUCAUACACGCUUAAUGGACGAUAUGAUGCGUUUGCGUUCUUGAAAUUAAGUGGAAAACCGGUGCCUCUGAAUGCCUGAUAUUUGCGCUUUGCGAUGUAAUGCUCAGGAGAAGUUUACGUAAUGGCACACAUGAGGAUAGUGCCAAAUCAAAAUGUUAUGAGGACAAUGCUCGGCUAGUGAUGAUUUUAGAGAGAUAACGUUUUCGCAAAUCCUUCCUUUUUCUCUUUUUUUUCAUGGAUAUACAUAUAAAUAUAUAUAAACACACACAUAUAAGGGAACAUAUUGUUGCCUUGAUCUUUAAAUUCUUCAAAGAUGUGUACGUGAGAGUUUAUGAAUCUUUAUAUAUUCCAAAUUUGUAGAUCUUACGCGAUAUCUAAGUUUCAACGUUUUACUUCUUUUUCCUCUUCUUCUUCACAAUUGUGCCUCUCUCUACACGUGUAAAUCUUUAAAUUUAUAGGUGCUUACGUACGCGGAUCAUAUAUUGAGGCGCGAAUGUAUAAAAUGUCAAAUAUCUUCACUUCCUCAGAUUCUUGAUUUUAGGAAUUCCAUAUCGAUCAUCGAUUUUAAUCUUACAAUUAGACUUUAAGCCCCCGAUAAUCUUUGCUUUUAUAAAUUUUACCAUUGCUACAUAUUGUUAAAUUCGUCAAUUUCUUGUGAUUCGUAUUUACAUACAUAUAUACACAUCUUCAUAGUCACAAGUACUUACAAAACUUGCGCACUAUAUAAAGGAUACUUAAAAAGACACAACUCUUGCGUCUCCCUUAUUUGCACAGGUGCUUAUUCACGCGAUUGCACUUAAAAAUGGGAUAAUUCUUACAUAUUUUUAUAUCUACACAAACCAGAACCCUAGAUUUUAAAUUUCAUUAGGAUUCAUUUCUUAUCCUUGGAUUCCGUAGACGGAUAAUCCCUUCCAUUUCACAGAUCCUUUGAUGGAUACUUGAGUCCCGCAAGUCGGCAAAAUCGAAACUGCGAUGUUUUAUUUUCUUUAUUAACUUGAUCAGUAUAACGUUCUGCAAAUCCUACUAGAUAAGCAUUCGUGUAUUUGCUCGUAAAACACUAUGAUUUUAAUUCAUUCUUACGACAUGAAAUCUAAGAGAAGAUAUUCGCGCGCGCGUUUCGAGCAAGAUGAAGCGAUCGAUGACGCUGUAAUUAGAGCGGUUCGGAAUUAUCGUAAGGAAUAAAGGCUGGUGAAAGAAAAAGAAAGAGUUAUAUUUAACUAAAUGAACUAUUUUCAUUGUGUGUGUCUAUAUAUAUAUAUAUAGACACACACACACAUAUAUAUAGAUAGAUAGAGAAGAUACAUUAUAUUUUUAUUCGUAUUAGAGUAUUUUACUAAAACUUCCGUAAAGUCGUUUCCGCUUAUUAUAACACAUCAAUUGUUAAUCGAUAAUAGAGAGAAAUCUAGAGAGAGUGGAAGCGAUAUACUUAAUCCAUUGUGAUAGCAAGCAGAAUUGCUCGAAUACAAAAAGAUGGUACAACUGAGCACUUAACGUUAGCGAAAAGUUUAUAAUGCAAAUCCUCUAAUUAGAUGUUUAAUCGAUCCAUAGAACAUUAUCGAUGCACACGUACGCGCGUACAUAUUCACCUAUAUGCGUUCCUAUCGUCGUUGAUAUUAUAUUGUAACAAAAGAUUAUCGAGGCGAAUUGUUACGAAGCGAUAGUACGGUUGUACAUAGUCUAGUUAACAUACAGUAUUAAAAAAAAAUAAUAAUAAUUAGCAAUAGGCAAUAGGCAUAGUAGUUGAUUUGCGCCUUAAAUUAGUGAUCGAAGAAAUAAAACAUAUUUUAAUUGUA
Molecule: messenger RNA, 7069 nt
Organism: Temnothorax curvispinosus
Lineage: Eukaryota; Metazoa; Arthropoda; Insecta; Hymenoptera; Formicidae
Gene: Ae2
Product: band 3 anion exchange protein
Exons: 10
Coding region: 943-4755 (1270 amino acids)
Biological process (GO): regulation of intracellular pH; bicarbonate transport; monoatomic anion transport
Cellular component (GO): plasma membrane
Molecular function (GO): solute:inorganic anion antiporter activity; monoatomic anion transmembrane transporter activity
Source: RefSeq, a predicted model, not a curated record